AUGAGACUUACAUUUUUACUAAGCGGUUUAAUGGCCGCAUCCACGAUCGCCGCGCCAGCUAACAUUGCAAAAAGAGAUGACAUUGAUGUUGAUAUUUUGCAAUAUGCGCUCACUCUUGAGCACCUUGAGAACGCAUUCUACAAGAAGGCUCUUUCAACCUGGUCAGUUGACGACUUCACAAAAGCCAACUUUUCUUCCGAUUUUUAUUCACAAUUGAAGUAUAUUGCUCAUGAUGAAGAAGCGCACGUUCAAUAUCUUGAGGCUGGCCUUAAAGCUGUUGGUGCCAAACCAGUAGAGACUUGCACGUAUACAUUUCCUAUGCAAUCUGCUGAGGAUUUCGUUGCUCUAGCUGCAACAAUUGAAGGUGUUGGCGUGUCGGCAUAUUUGGGUGCAUCGCCUAUGGUGACAUCUAAGCAAUAUCUCACUGCUGCAGCAUCAAUUUUGGCCACUGAAGCACUCCAUCAAUCAGCUGCUCGUAAUGCCGUAGGAGAAGUACCCAUGGCCAAUCCGUUCGGUACGCCAAUGGGUCUAAAUGCAGUUUACUCUAUUGCAUCAGGGUUUAUUGCUGAGUGCCCGUCAUCUAACGCUAAGUUGCCGGUAAUGGCAUAUAAGGGGCUUAAUGUUACUCAAGGCAUGCCAGUCGCUGCAAAUUCUACAGUGACAUUUAUGGCUGAUGGAGAUGUUCCAUCCAGUUUCUGUGUCACAUUUGUUAGCGGUUUGGAUGUUCUUCCGAUGACAGCAGAUAUCGAAAAUGAAAUGAUUAAAGUUGAUGUUCCCGGAGAAGCAUCUGGCCAAUCUUAUGCUUUUAUUACUUCAGAUAAUUCGGGUAAUUUGACUGAUUCUAACAUCUUGUUCGGACCGGCAGUUCUUGAAAUAACUCCCUCAAGCCCUACUUUUGACCUCACUAUCAUGUGA
Molecule: messenger RNA, 915 nt
Organism: Debaryomyces hansenii CBS767
Lineage: Eukaryota; Fungi; Ascomycota; Pichiomycetes; Serinales; Debaryomycetaceae
Product: ferritin-like domain-containing protein
Exons: 1
Coding region: 1-915 (304 amino acids)
Source: RefSeq, a predicted model, not a curated record